This is a messenger RNA of Lycium ferocissimum, 1489 nucleotides long. RefSeq names its product expansin-B3-like. The record is from RefSeq and is a predicted model, not a curated record. The transcript is spliced from 4 exons. Gene Ontology annotation, biological process: sexual reproduction. NCBI's taxonomy places the organism in Eukaryota, Viridiplantae, Streptophyta, Magnoliopsida, Solanales, Solanaceae. Bases 130 to 900 code for a protein of 256 amino acids. Gene Ontology annotation, cellular component: plasmodesma; extracellular region.
ACAACAAGUCUCCAAAAUUAACUUUGUUCUUACUUCUAACUUCUAACACUACAUAGCAUUCUCUUCUUCUUAGUACCUCGGUUUCUCCGUAAAGCUGAGAAACUGAGGACUAUAUUCUACACUUACAUUAUGGAUUUUAGUUAUUUGGUUGUGUUGGUGGUUCUAGCUUUUUUCGUUGUCAUCGACAUUGCUUCUGCGGGCAGCCCUCUCAGACAUUGGCACUCUGCUUCAGCUACUUGGUAUGGCAGUCCUAAUGGUGAUGGUAGUGACGGUGGGGCAUGCGGAUACGGGUCCAUGGUGGAUGUAAAACCAUUCAAGGCCAGAGUAGGUGCAGUGAGUUCAGGCCUAUUUAAAAACGGUGAAGGCUGUGGUGCCUGUUAUAAAGUAAAAUGCUUGGACAAAUCAAUUUGCUCGAAACGAGCUGUAACAGUUAUCAUUACUGAUGAAUCACCGCAACUAACUAAAGGCCUAAACCAUUUCGACCUUAGUGGGUCUGCAUUUGGACGCAUGGCUGUUUCGGGACGUAAUGGGAAGCUGCGUAACCGUGGUAAAAUCACCGUCAUUUACCGCAAGACUCCUUGCAAGUAUCCUGGACAGAACAUUGCCUUUCAUGUGAAUGCAGGCUCAACAGCUUAUUGGCUCUCUCUUUUGGUUGAGUUUGAGGAUGGAGAUGGUGAUAUUGGAUCUAUGGAUAUUAGAGAGGCAAGGUCCAAUCAAUGGUUAAAGAUGACACAUCUAUGGGGAGCAAAUUGGUGCAUUAUUGGCGGACCAUUACAAGGGCCAUUCUCAAUCAAGUUAACAACACUAUCAAAAAGAAGAACCCUCUCAGCAAGAGAUGUAAUUCCAAGCAAAUGGACUCCUAAAGCCACUUACACUUCUCGUCUUAACUUCUCAAAAUAGACUUUUGACUCCAUAACAGGAUCACAGGAGCGGAUGCAGUUAAGGACUUACAAAUUUACCGAAUAAGUACAAAUAAUAAAGUUCGUGAUAGUAUUCUAACUCGAAUUAGUAAUAUUCAAUUUCUGAAUUCGCCUCCACUGCGGCAAGGAUUUAGAAAAACUAAAAUACUAAUAGCCUUAUAACAUUGUUACAUAGCUACCUUUGUCGGUUGGGUUUUCAAAAAAAAAAGGAAAAUCAACCUUUGGAUCAGCAAAAUAAGUAUCCGAGGUUCACCCUUUUUUUUUUCUUUUUUUUUCUCUUUUUGUCCUUUCUUGUUGAUGUAACUCUUUUGUAAACUGCUUAUAUAAGGGUGGUUAAUAGUAAGCCCUCUCCAAAGGAGAAUGAGCCACCUUUAUGUAAUUUUUUUUUUUUUUUGGUUGUUGUUGUUGUAAAAGUUGUUUCCUAUGUUUAGUUUUUGGGUUGUAUAUUAGGUGGUGUUAGGUCUUUCUAUGGUUUUAGCUGAGGGAAGGACAAAUAUUAUGUACAUUUACUGUGUGUUUGCUUUAUAUGAAAACAUAUAUAUAAUGAAUGGUGUGGGAACGUUCUGCUA